AUGAAGACGGUAUUACGUGGAGUAGUUCUCAAGGAAUAUCUCACCAUUCGGACUCUCAUUUCAAAAAUAAUUGGUCUGACGUUAUCACUCGGGACUGGCCUGCCAAUUGGCAAAGAAGGGCCGCUUGUGCAUAUUGCAUCGGUAGUGGCUAAUCAGUUGAAUCGUUUCCUGUCUACUCCAGAUGGAGUCUUUCAAAAUGAGUCGAGAGCAAAUGAAUUUCUCGCCGCUGGUUGUGCUGUUGGUGUGGCGUGCACGUUCAGUGCUCCUGUUGGAGGAGUGCUGUUCUCCAUCGAAGUCACUUCCGCAUAUUUUGCUGUGCGAAACUAUUGGCGUGGAUUCUUUGCAGCCACCUGCAGUGCAACACUUUUCAGUGUACUUCGAGGACUACUCAGGGGCACGGGCAACAACCGUUCUGCUUGGAGUGAUUUACUGGAUUUAUCUAUGGAAGCUCACUACCAAACCACGUUUACUAUAACCGACACUUACACUUCCUCGGAACUACUUGCAUUCGCUGCUAUGGGGUGA
Haemonchus placei is the source of this 525-nucleotide messenger RNA. NCBI's taxonomy places the organism in Eukaryota, Metazoa, Nematoda, Chromadorea, Rhabditida, Trichostrongylidae. The record is from the annotation of a GenBank genome assembly.